AUGGAUCCGGAGCAAAUUCUACUUGACACUAAUGAUUUCGAGGAUGGUUCGGAUUACGGCGAUUAUGAGUUCAUACAGGACCAGGAUGCACUGUCGCUAAAUGUUCCGCUUGAAUCGAUUCUGGACCCAUCGUCAACGGCACCGAUCUCGGGCCAAUCGUCCCCGAACGAAGAGUCUUUGGCGAUAGCGCAGAAUCUGGAUGAUCAGACGACUGUUGGCGAUAGUGGCAAUAACAGCAAGGAACCGCUCCGUGUUACCUCACAGCCGAAACUCCCUCAUCAAAAACUAACGAUCAAAACGAUCAUCCUUAGCGCGGGUUCGUCGUCUUCUUCAUCUUCGGUGACCGGUGGUGGUCCGGUGUCCGGUGGUACGUCUUUGGUUACGCUUAACAGUGGGACAGCUUCGUCUUCCUCGUCGAACGCUUCAUCACCUGCCUCCUCGUCCCCGUCGUCCGUAUCGUCACCGGCACCGUUCGGCGGUGGUUCAACGACGACGGUACGGUUUGGGCUAGGCGGUGGUAAACCCUCAGCGGCGGCUUUACGCCGUGGUCCCGGACGACCGAAAAAAGAUUUCAUACCUCUGCUGAAGAUGUCAUCCGGUGGAAAUUCCGGUGCCUCCGGCGGUUCCGCUGGAACGCCCGGGUUCGGCAACACGACGACGAUGAUCAAGCUGAGUGGAGCUACGAUUGCGGCAGCCGCCUCCCUGGGUAGUACAUCACCCUCGCCCGAGAGUAAGAUUGUGAAAAGUCCAAGAACCCCGUUUCCACUGCUUUCUAGAUAUAAAAGUACUAAUGUUGUUCGUGGUGGUAUCCCUAAAAGGAAAGUGGAACCAGCUGCCAUUGCAAUGCACGAUACCACCGUCGCCAACAACACCAUCACCACCGCCACUGCUGCCUCCAUUCCUGCCGCCGGGAUCAGAAGUCCUUCGGGAGGUACCGCAAUGGUACCGCUAUCUUCGCCAAGUUCUGGCGGAGGAUUCGGUUCACUGCUAUCCUCACCGAACGAUGAAGGAGGUGGCGGAGGAGCCAGCACGGCAAACAGCUCCGUAGCGUCUACACCGACCGGUGAACUGGAAACGGAUCCGGCGGCUCUCCUAAUGCCCGCUCCGGACGAUAUGCCAUACUUUCCGGAAAAGUAUCCCGGAAAGUUGUGCAUUCUCUGCAAUCUGGGCGAACGCAGCCAGCUCGGACAGGGCGAAAUGUUACGCAUUGAGAUGACGCUGGCAGCGGAUCAGAUUGCGUCCGCUUUGUCGCAGGAAGAAAAGGCGCAAGCUGGGCCGGGUGAUAGCUUUGGUGAUAAAAGUCCACGAACGGCAAGUUUGUUGGGACCACCGCAUCUGAGCAGCAGCAAGCGACAGAAAGGCUCGAACAAGUGCAAAAAUCCAAUACCAAAUGCCGAGUAUACGGACGAGCUGGAAAAAAUUGGCCACCUAGAGGUGAUGGACACCUCGAUCAGCGAUGGAGGAUAUUUUUACGUUCAUCGUUGCUGUGCGCUUUGGUCGUACGGGGUCGGUAGGGACCCGGUCAGUGGAACGUUAAGCAAUCUGGAGGUGGUGGUGGUACAGAGUGUUAGCAGAAGGUGUCACUUUUGCACACAUUUCGGUGCCAGUUUGUCUUGUAAGAUGUCUUGCCCCAAGUGGUACCACUUUCCGUGUGUGGCUGCAGCCGGCGGUUUCCAGGUCAUACAGACGUACAGCAUCUUCUGCAAGGAGCAUCUGGGACAAGUGCCUUUAGUCUGUACGGAGGACAUCAACUGUCGCCAGUGUUCGGGGCUCGGUGAUGUCGGCAAUCUGAUCAUGUGCUCGAUCUGUGGCGAUCACUAUCACGGCACGUGCGUCGGUUUGGCGCAGCUACCGGGCGUCCGUACCGGGUGGCAGUGUAACUCCUGUAAAAAGUGCCAAAUUUGUCGUGUACCUGACGCGUCCGAGGGUCGCUCGGUGGCAUGCGAACUGUGCGAUAAGAUCUACCAUGCCAGCUGCCUUCGACCGAUCAUGACGUCCAUACCAAAGCUCGGCUGGAAGUGUCGCUGUUGUCGGGUGUGUUCCGACUGUGGCGCCAGGACACCGGGUGCUGGUGCAUCUUCUCGGUGGCAUUCGCACUACACGGUGUGUGAUUCGUGCUAUCAGCAGCGCAACAAAGGCUUUUCGUGUCCGAUCUGUCACCGGGCGUAUCGGGCGGCCGCCCAUCGGGAAAUGGUGAAGUGUAGCGUGUGUUUCAAGUUCGUGCACAGUACGUGCGAUCCGGAUGCGGACUUAACGGUGUACAAUGCACGGAAGGAAGCGAACCCAGAUUAUGAGUAUCUGUGUAAUCCGUGCAAAACGGUGAUUCAUAGUGGCCGUUUGGCGGCAGCCUUGCGUCGCAGUAGCCAGGUAGACGAGGACAGUAUGUCACUGUCACAGGAAAGUCUUAACGACGACGCAAUGGAGGUGGAUGGGUCGGAUGGGCGUGAUGCGGUGCGGGACAGGCUCGAACGAACCGUCGGUUCGAUGGAUGUCGGACUCGGUAAAGGAAAACCGUACGUAGCGAGUAAAAUAGCAAAGAAGCGACUUGGACUAUCGCUUAGCGGAGGUCUUGCCGGAAGUCGACCCAAAGGGCUUGGGAAAGGAUUUCAGAAAAAAUCACGCCUGGCGGACAUUACGCGUAAGCGCAGCUCGAAAGCAAAAAUGCGUGGUAUAUUCGGAGUGCCUGGGUUGGGGCUGCAGCGUCCUACAGCCGACCUGACGCUGACUGCCAAAGUGAACGAGGAAGAACCGGGUGGCGAGAAUCGGUUAGUGUUAUGUUCGGCAAAGGAUAAGUUUGUGCUAACGCAGGACAUUUGUGUGAUGUGUGGUGCAAUCGGGACGGAUCAGGAAGGUUGUCUGAUAUCCUGCACCCAGUGCGGCCAAUGUUACCAUCCGUACUGUACCAAUGUGAAGGUGACGAAGGUGAUCCUGCAGAAGGGUUGGCGUUGUUUGGAUUGUACCAUCUGCGAGGGGUGUGGACAGCGACAUGACGAAGCACGGCUUAUACUGUGCGACGAUUGUGACAUUUCGUACCACAUCUACUGUAUGGAUCCGCCGCUGGAGCACGUGCCGCAGGGUACGUGGAAGUGCAAGUGGUGUGCAAUGUGCCUUAAGUGUGGCGCCAACAGUCCCGGAUUUAACUGUACCUGGAUGAACAGCUACACCGAGUGUGGUCCGUGCGCUAGUCAGCAGAACUGUCCGACGUGUUUCGAGGGCUACGCGGAAGGUGAGCUAAUCAUCCAGUGUCAUCAGUGUGAACGGUGGCUGCAUUGUGGCUGUGAUCAGAUCAAAAACGAAGCCGACGCAGAACGAUGUGCCGAGGAGGGUUACACUUGUAUGGCUUGUCGUCCAGCAGAUCAACCGCCACCGCAUCUGGUUCCGAAGCGAAAAACGUCCACAAUUGGGCCCUUGAUGGUUGCGAAUAUGACCCCAAUCUCGAAAGGGAAUGCCAAAACCGAGGACAAGAUUGCUCCGCUCGCACUCGAGGGCAAUCACUAUCUGGACGGUGUGUGCUUGAGCGAACAUGGCUUAAAUCAAAUAAAAGCACUACAAGCAGAGUUUGGCAAACGAGGCAAACGGAAACCCAAACUACCGCUCGAACCGCAAGCCACGGAAAAGGAUGCCGGCAUACUGGCUGCGAUUGAGUCGGUUGUUGCGGGCAGCAGUCACGAUAAUUCGCUCGAAGAAAUGCGCCUCGAACCGCUCGAUCCGAAGGAAGAAGCCGAAAUUUACAAAGACGGUAUGGUGUGGAAUGAUCCAACACCACCGGAAGGGUUCGCAUUAUUCACCACGGAAAAUGGGACCGUUGUGCUGCGGAAGAAACGGCAGCGUAAUCUGCAAAAACUAGGCAUCGGUGGUUUCUUUGUGCGCAACCGGGGCAUACGGACGAAGGACGGAAAGGAUGAGGAGGAUCUGGUGGACGGGUUGGUGGAGGAUGGCGGCACAACGCCGGAUGGUCUGCCCGGACCGGGAGCAGCUGCAGGUGGUGGAGUAGUAAUCAAACCAAAGAAGAAGCCAAUCCGACGCAAACCGAAGAGCAAGCUGAUUGAAAUCUAUCCCAGCAUACUGCAGGAUGCUUUCUUCGGCCGAACACUGCUCAACUCGAACAUGCCUCAGUUUGAAGCGCCCGCAAGUGACGAUGAUGUACGAAGUGACGUUUCAGACGAUAAGACGGUGAAGCUGUCGGCGGAAGAGUUGAAGUUAUUCGAGGCUGUGAAGAGCAAGGAGGAAGAAAUUGCCAGUCAAGCUGCAAAAGAGCAUCCCGAGCAACCGGGUGUGACCGUUAAAAGUCCUACGAAUGCAACCGCAUUGCCACAAAAACUUGGACAAACUGCAUCAGCAGCGUCACUAUCACAACCACCGGCAAACGUCACGGUUAAUACAGGUAUACCGGGGCCAGCAGCCUCAUCCGCAUCGACAGUUAUGUCUUCCAAUGGAUCGAACCCUCCAGCUACGGUUAACAGCUUUACCUCGAAGGAUACCGCGAACGGUGUGGAUGUGGGAUCAUCUACCACAACCACAGCCAAGAUGGAGGAAGACGACAACAGCGACACGGAAGCGUUGAACGAUGUGUUAGGAUUGCCGAACGAUUUGAUUGAGGAAGAUUUUGUAAAUCAGUUCGAGGAUGAGCUUAUCAAACAUUCCGCAUUCGAUGAACUUACGACCGAUACCGAGCUUACCGAUACGUUGGCAAAAUCGUCCAAAGAUGAGCUGGUGGACAUGUUGAGCCCUCACUUUGAUCUCACCAACAUUAGCCAGAUGGACAGUAAGGUGGUGGAGGAAAUAUUCAAAAACGUUCUUACGGACGAAUCACAGGAAUCUCAGGAAUCCAUGCUGGCCAGCUCUAUGACUCCCUACACAUCCAACACCUCGACACCGUCCCACAGUACCGAUGUGUCGAAAAAGGCUGUCAACACCAGAUACAUUGCACCUGGCGGACAAACGAUGGUACAUCCUGCUCAACCCCAACAUACCAUGCAAGAUCAGCUUCAAUCGCAGCAGCCUCCUCAGCUCCAGGUUCCACAGCAACGACCCUUACAGCAGCAGGUAGUGCUGUCGCAAACGAUUCAGGCUCCAAAUCAGCAGGGUUUGCUCUCCGAGCAGCAACAACCGCCCAUCGGUGCUAUAAUGGGUCAGACGACGCCACAGACGACGCAGCAGAUGGCAAACCCCAUGACUGUUAUGACUCAGUCGCACAUACCGCACCAGUCAGCACCCAUGACUGGUGGACAGAUGAUGAUGCAACAGCAGCAACAAUCUCAACUUCAACCUGGAAGUGGUGGUGUUAUGGCGUCAGGUAUGAUGCAAGGUACGAGCAUAGGGCCCGUAGGUGCACAACAGCAGCAGCAACCGCAAACGAUGCCCAACACAUACUCCAUAAUGUCGGUUCAGCAACAGACUCAGCAACAGAUAUCAUUGCCUGUCGGAUCAGUAGUCGAUGGAAGCUCACCAAGUCAACAACAGCAGCAACAACAGCAGCAGCAGCUAUCUCGAGGGUAUUUUUCUAAUGACUUCCAUUCGCACAGCACAAUGCUUGGUGUAUAUCAAGAUCCAACUCAGAAUCAAGCAACAGGAACUAUAGUGCCCCAAACACAAAUGCAGCAGGCGCCUGUUCAGUGGCCAAAUCAAACGGUACAAUCGGUACAACCCAGUGCAACACCAAUGGAUACUACACCGGCUGGAUCGGCCCCACCAGUGCUCCAGACUGGUCCGACUGGUUCGGGUGGAGUCGGUGAAAUGAUCGGUACAUUGGACGAGACGAAUGUGAAAAGUGCUCAGAAGCUUUCCGAAAAAAUGCGCAAGGACGAAAUGCUAGGAGAUAUGUCAACUAUCUCCUCGGUGUUAUAUUGCAACAUGCGCCAUCCUGAGCUGAAAACGGAAUUCCCCAACUGGAAUGACCGUUGGAAGCAAAUCAGCAAACGGUGGCGCUUGCUAUCGAAUGAGGAAAAGCAACCGUUCUUGCAGCAAGCCCGUGACAAUAGGUCCGCUAGCAAGAUGAAGAAAACGCAACAGGUACCACAAUUAUCACCCAAAGAUGGCAAUAGCAAUAGUUCUGGUACGAUGAACAUUGUUGGCCCAUCGUCCGCAUCUUCUCCCUCUUGUUCCUCAUCAUCGAACAUAUCGGGAUCGCUAACCACGGAAUCGGGUUCAAUCUUAAUCGGUUCGGACCAAACGGUGGCGGCUGGCGGUUUGGUUCAGCAGCAUCAAAUCAGCAUCAGUCAUCAUCAUCAUCCGCAACAGCAGCAGCAGCCGCAACAGCAGCAUCAGCAGCUGCAGCAACAACCUCCUCAGGGUGGCCAUCAACAAACGAUGCAGCAACAGGGGACAUCAUCCCUCGGACAGCAGCAGCAGCAGUUGCUGCACGGCAACAGCACACCGCUACAGUCUCAACUACUUGAGGAUCAAGAUAAAAUAAAUGCUCAACAGAAAAGUAUGCGUGAAGCGGAACAAGAACGGCAAUGGAAACAAUUGCAGCAGCAGCGUGCCCGGGAACAACAAUCGCAACAGCAUUUGUUACUGCCUGAGCAAAGGAUGCAAGGAGGAGAUCCCACCAUACAGCUUCAAGUGUCGACCGAUAUUGGAUCUGCCGGGGUUGGAACGAUGGCUAGUCCGUCGCCAAAUUCGCGCGGACCAUUCGUUUCGCCGGUUAGCAAAAAUCGUAUGGCAACGGCAGUCGGUGGUACGAUGGGAAUGCAGGCACCAUCCAGUCCGGUUGCGGGUAACUUUCAACAUCCGAUGGGUAUGCCGGCCAGAACCCUCCCAGUGCAAAUGCAGCAACAACGGCAAAUACAGGGUCAGGUGGGUGGUUCACCGGUGGUACGAAUGCCUUUGAGUCCUUUUUCACCACAAUCGCAACAGCCGCAAUCGCCGCACGAUAUGAUGCCGGAAUCACCGGCAAGCCAACAUUCCGGCGGUAUGGAUCCAUUCGUUCGGCCACCAUCGGAGGGUAUGUCCGAUACGUACGCAGUGCAUCAUUCGCCUCAAACUCCUCGCCCAUUGGGACAUCAGAGUCCGGUUGCGGGUACGAACCGAAGCCCAGCGUACUCCGGUCCUCAAAUGACUCAGAAUCCAUCCAACGCUCCUCAAGGCAUGCGUAUCAACACGAUGGAUUCUGGUUAUCCUGGAGGUGCGCCGGGUACGCCUAGACCGCAAUUUUCCACCGGAACAUCAAGACCAACGGUAUACGCGCGACCUAGCGAGCUGUUCAAUCUUAUGCAAAAUUCUCCAUUUGCUUCACCACGUUCGGAAGGUUUCGCUCAAUCACCUCAGGAAGGUAAUCGGCAGCUGCGUGAUUUGCUGCAACGGCAACAACUUCCGGCACCGAAUAAUCCUGCCGCUACUGGACCAACUGUUGCUGGUGGGAACUUAAUGCAGCAGAGUGUCGCCCAACAGUCACCACAAUCGGUACAGUCGCCGGGUGGAUUCAUGGAUGAUCAACAACAUCAACAGCAGCAACAGCAGCAGCAGCAGCAGCAGCAGCAGCAGCAGCAUCAACAGCAACAACAGGUACAACAGCAACAGCAACAGGCACAACAACAACAACAAUCAUCACAGAUGCAUCAUCAACAAUCACAGCUACAACAACAGCAGACGGGAAUAGUACAAACCCAGGGAACAGUGAUGCCUUCUAGCCCAACGGAUAUGGGCACCUUCAGACAACCAUUGCCACCAAACAUGAUGGCACGCCCUCGCAUGCCUGGAACGAUGGUUCGCCCAACGGGCAAUAUUGUUCUCGGAGCGAACAAUCAAAUAUUGGUGCGACAGCAAAUUGUCCGUACUGCUGCUGGCACUAAUCAAAUGGUAAUAACACAGCAAGGCUUGUUGCAGCAACAGCAACAACAACAGCAAAACCAGCAACCCGGACAAAUAUUGCGCCAACGCAUGCAACUUGUUGGACAGGCCGGAAACAACGCGCCUGAUGGAACACAGUUCGUUACACCAAAUGGUCAGCUAAUUCAUACCCAACAACAACAGCAACAACAGCAGCAACAGCAGCAACAGCAGCAACAGCAGCAACAGCAGCAGCAGCAGCAGCAGCAACAGCAGCAACAGCAGCAGCAGCAGCAGCACCAGCAGCAACAACAACAACAACAACAACAACAACAACAACAGCAGCAGCAGCAGCAACAACAACAACAUCAAAUGAUGAACCAACAGCAGCAACAAUCCCAAGUACUGACCUCGUCCCAAACUGAUCAGCAGAAUAUUGCUCUUCUAGCGCAACGGCUUGCGGGUGAAGGUGAAGCUCACGUGCCUUCACCAAACAUUGCCCGUGGACCACAAACGCCCCAACAAAGUCAGCAACAAACUGCAGCAGCAGGAGGCCAGCAGCCAGAAGGUUCGUCCGAAAUUCCCGACAGUGUCAGCGCCGAAUUGGAAAAGCUCGAGCAGGAAGAUAAUACCGGUAUGGGAGAGGUGGAAGGUGUUGGCGAUCUGGUGGGGCUGGAGCUGAACGAUGAUGAUGCGGAGCUGCUAGAUUCGCUGACAGCCGAAAUAGGUGACCAUUUCAACAUUCUCGAGUAUGCCGAUCCGGAGCUCGAUACAACGGAUGGAGACAAGUCUAAUCUGCUCGACAGUCUCGAGUUGGACGACGAAGCAAAGGAUGCGGAUGCGAAGACGCGUCAGAAGCAGGGUGAAACUGUGGACGGCACGUUUGAGAAAAUUGAAGUCGCAACGAAACAGGCCGUCGGCGUAACAACGGGGCAAAGAGGUAUACAGCAGGAUCUUUCAAACGCGGCAGCUGUUGGGCAAACUUCGAUGCAGAACAGUACCUUUGUCUCUGUCCAAGGUCAGAUGAUGCAGCAGCACCAUCAACAGCAACAACAACAACAACAAUUUGCACAGCAGCAAAUGCUGACUUCUGUUGCUGGUGGUGGCCCGCAGCAGAAGCUAUCGGCUAAUCAGAUGAAAACGGUGCGUCCGAACAUGAUGGGACAACCUUCGAUGCAACAAAUGCAGCAGCAACAGGUAAAUACUUGUCUUCAACAAGGUGUUGUCGUCGGACAGAAUACGAUGGUUGCAGGACCGAGGAUGAUGACAGCUGAUGGAGCCGGCACUAUAAAGACUGGGUUUAUGAAUCAGCAGCAGCAACAACAACAACAACGCAUGCAACAAUUAAAACAGCUCGGAGCAAAUAGCACCGGUGGUGGUUUGGUGCAGAACAUCAUUCCGACCGGCCAACCAAGGAUGCAGAUGCAGCAAAUGGUUGGUAAUAGAAUUAUACAAACGUCAACUAAUCUGCCGAUGCAGGCGCAGCAACAGCCGCAACUUCAGCCACAACAACAAAUCAACACAGGUAUUGGCAAUCAAACGCAGCUAGCAAUGCAACAGCAACAUCAGCUGCAAGUACAAGGUGUUGUUCAGCAACAACAGCAACAGCAGCAACAAAAUGUGCCUACUGCUGUUGGUCAACCACCGCCUCCACCGUAUCCGGAACCGCCACCACCGUAUCCUGGCAAUCAAUCUGGACCAAGCGUACCGAUCGGUGGUAACCCGAUGCAGGAGCAGCGUCUUUUGUUGGAAGAUAUGGUGGAACAGGAGAAGCGUGAACAAGCCAAUCAGAUGCAACAUUCCGGUGAUAUGCCAUCGAAUCAAGGCAUGAUGAACGAUCAGGACUAUGAUCGAUUGCUUAAUAAUCAGCAAGGUGUUGGGCGUCCGCUGCAACAACAGCAGCAACCUGGUAUGGUUGUUGCUACGCAACAAAACCAAACCCAGCAGCAUCAAUCGCCUACAGUUAUGCAACACCAGCAACAGCUUCAGAUGCAAUCACCCAACAGCGGUCAGUUUAUGAUGCAACAGCAGCAGCAACAAAGAGUGGCCACACAAUGGCGUCCGCUAGCAACAGCCCAAUCAACUCCGAACGCUGGCAUUAACGUAAUGGGUCAACAGCAAACACCGCUUGCUGGCGGUGGUCUUAUCAACCAGAUACCGAAAAAUACAACCGUUUCAAUGACAACAGUUCCAUCGCCAUCAUCAUCGAUAGCGACUGCUGGCGUCCCAUCGCAAAUUGAUUCAACGGCCAAUAAAUCGAUUCCACUGUUCCAGGCAAAUUUGCAACCACCACCACCACAACCGCCGGAAACGAUCAGCACCGAGCAGGAUCGCUUGCUGCAGAUAAAUUACGAAAAUUGGCUUAACCAGCAGAACACAGUGCUUUCCAACCAGUUGAAAUAUUACGAAACGGAAAUCGUGAAACUGCGCAAGGUGAAAAAACAGCUCAACACUAAACAGCGUCAUCUGCGCAAACAGGGCAACGAGCUGACGGAGAAUGAUGCGAAGGAGCUACAGAAAAUUACAGCCGACCAUACUAUCAUACAAAAGCAGUUGGAAAACGCACGUCGCCAGCAAAGGCAACAUUCGGUGAUACUGCAAGAGUACAAAACAAAGCAUCAAUCGAGCAAACCGGUAACAUCCGGUUCCACCACACCGGUUGGAGUUGCUCCGGGCAGUUCACCGGCACAAUCUCUUAUAGCGCCACCGUCUCCGCUAAUGUCCCCCUCGCCUGGCUCACAACAAGGACCACUUUAUCAUCCUCCAGUUCAGUCACCGUUAAGCAAUCCUAUUCUCCAGCCGAACCAAAGUCCACUGCACUCACCCAGUCCGUUGCUUUCUCAUAGCCCUGGGCCAGCAAGCGUAAACUCUUCCGUAUUGCAAAGCCCCGGGGGCAAUCAUACGAACUCGAACAGUGCCAUGUCACCGUACAGCACGAUGCAACCAUCGCCACGCAUCGGAACGCCGCAUUCGCAAAUUGACGAAAAUCCGUUCAGUCCCGGUCCGGGUGGUCCUUCACCGUCGCCAUCUUUGCCCGGGCGGCUUACAUCGCCGGCACCCCGUAUGACUUCACCGCAGCAUCGUAUGGCCGGACAGCAGAUGGUUGUUGGCGGUGCAGGACGCAUGGUACCUAGCCCUGGCAAUCAAUUCAAUCAGCAGGGUAUGAUGAUGCAAAAUGCAAUGAUGAACUCCCAAAUUCCGCAACAGCAGCUUCAGCAGCAACAACAGCAACAGUUGCAGCAAACACGCUUCGUUCGGCCUCAAACGAUACCGAACGAUCCGAGUGUACGGAUGCGUGUUGCGAACAGUAUACAAAUGCAACAACAGCAGCAACAACAACAACAACAACAAAUGAUGGUUCAAAAUCCAAGCAUUCGUCAAGUACAGCCAGGCGCCAUUGGAACUGGCUAUAACUCACCGUUGGGCAGCCCACAGCCAAUCAUGUCACCGGGUGGAGGCAACAACAUGAAUCAGCAACAGCAGCAACAACCAAUGCAACAACAAUCACAGCAAACGAUGGAUCCACGCACAAUGCAGUUUCUACAGCAACAACAGCGUAUGCAACAAAUUCAACAACAACGUCAACAGAUGAUGCAACAACAACAACAACAACAAUCACCUCAACAUGGUGGAUCAGUAGCAGGUACAUUGAUGCAUCAACAACAACAACAACAGCAACCUAAUCAACAACAGAUGCAACUAAUGCAGCAACAACAACAGCAGCAGCAACAAUUACAGAUGCAACAAAUGCAGCAGCAACAACAACAACAGCAGCAGCAGCAGAUGAAUUAUGCGAAGCAGAGUCCGAUACAUCAACAACCACCUUCGCCACUGCUGAGUCACGGUGGUGGUGGCAAUACCCCGACCUCUUCGCCAAUGCCUCAAAGCCCUAUGAUGUAUUACAGCCAACAGCAACCACAACAACAGCAACAGCAGCAACAACAACAACAAGGUCAACAAAUGCAGCAACAACUAAUGCGCCAGCAAUCGAUGGGAAAUUGUGAAAGCUAUCCUAAUACUGCUGGCGGUGCUCCUGGUGGUGGUGGUAUAAAUCAUCCCUCCAAUCCCAUCCCUCUUCCAUUCGGAAAGUUUGGCUACAUCAAGCUCGGUUUACGUGGUGGAUCCCCAAUGUGGGGUAAUGCCCGGGGAAAUAAGCGUACCAAUCCUGUCGCACAAUUUCAGCAACAACAGCUACAGAAGCAACAACAGUUGCAAAAGCAGCAGCAGCAGCAGCAGCAACAACAGCUACAACAAUCAGCUGGAGGAAGUGCUGGAACAUCUGGGACACGAACCCCACAGCAAACCACAAUUGUUGCGUCCGAGGUGAGAAAGCAAUCCGUAAACUCGUCCGGUCCCUUUGCUCAGCAUCGAAAUCGCAUCACUAUUGUACAAAAACCGACCGGUAGUGUUGCAACGCUGAACUCGGUUGUCGGUGUCACCAUGAAGCCGGUCGGUGCGGAACUGGUGGUGAACAGUAGCAGCAGUCCCAAUGUGGAAGAAAUCGUAACUAUCGACAGCAGUCCCGACGAGAAGCAGCAGCGCUUGCUCGAUUACGAUGAUGAUAAUGAUAAGACACUGGUCGGUACGGAAGUGUUACUCAAUUCUGUCGCGCAGCACGGUGUCGAUGGGGAUGAAGCAAUCAUGGAGCCAUUCGGUACCGGAACGCCAUCAUCCGGAUACGAAAUCGUUGGUAGUCCGCUAGAUUCACAGAUAGCGGCGGGUGAAUAUAAUCUCUUCUCGGACGAUGUGGUUGAAUGUGUGGACAGUGAGGACGUUUCCGGUGGGAAGAAGGAUGCUGCACGAACCGUUUCGGUAGAGCUGCUGAUGGAUGCGGUCGACAGUAGCUCCAAGGAUAAACCAUUGUUGGGAAGCUCGGAAAUAGAGAUUGUGGAAAGUUUGGACGAGAGCAGCAUCGGUACGACGGCGGAAGAUUUCGAAGCGAUGAUCGAUAGUCGGCCGAAGGAAAGUACACCGCCGGCCGUUGUUGCGGAUGUGCAAAGCGCGGUCAAAAUGGAGGUGGUGACCAACGCGAAAAAGGAGGAGAAAAUUGUAGAAAAAACUACUACCACUACUCCCAAGAAGGAAGUGACGGUGGUUACCGUGCAGCAGCAACAGCAGCAGACACAACAGCAAAGUGCCAAGUCAAUCUCUUACCCGACUGCACGCAUUUCCAUUCAGCAAUCGUUAAUGCAAAACGUUACCGCCGCACGUCCGAUCGUUGCAGCCGCCCACCAACGAUUGGUGAAGGAUGCAACCGAAUCGACGGCAAAGUUAUCAAUCGGCAACACUACUAUAUCGGUGCCGAUACUGAAAAGCUUCCCAAUGGCGGGCACACCCUCAAAAACGACCGGCACGGAGCAGAACGUUGUCAGCAAGGCGGGAACGCUUGCGACACACACAAAGAAAAUUAUCAACACGUCGGGCGGUCUGUCGAUUAGCAACAUUGGAAAAAAUCCUUCCGGCGGUACGGUGAUCGCUGUGGGGGGACAGAAAAUCAACACCACCAGCAUCGUAACGCUAUCCUCGCUAAACCUUAACCAAACGUCAUCGUUCAUCACGAAAACGUUCGCAAGACCCGGUGGAGCGGUAACGAUACAGCAUCAAAAGCAAAUUCCUGUAGGUUCGCAGAUCAAAAUUCAACAAAGUCAGCCUGCAGGGCUACCACAACAGACGGUAGCUACCACCACCGGUUCCUCGUCAACGACGGGUACAAGCAUGACUUUCGGUGUAGCACAAGCUACCUCAGCACAGCAACCGAUCGAAGGUAUUGUCGUUAAGACAGCCACCAAACCCAAAGCAUCGACCUCCUCGACGAGUCUUAGCUACGCAAAGCUAUCCUCUCUUACCGUAACGCAAGACGUAUCGCUGCCGACUAAAAUCUUUGAAGAUGAUUCCAUCUCUCCCGAUAGUUCGAUCAGCCAGGAAGACACAGAACAGAUGCCGCUGGAUGCGAAACCCGAACUUCCAGCUGUGAACUUGGAAGAUGCUGGAAUUGUGAAAAAUGUUUCCAACGCCGCUCUUGUCGAGUCAGCAGGGCAGGCAGGGCAGGACAAUGCGGCAGCGGCGGAUGUGAACCAAGCAACCGAACCGACCACCGUCAAGGGUAAGCAAAACAUCAUCCCCGUACACGUGAUAGCUAGAUCGCGCGAGAACUCGCGCAGUCCCAUACUGACGAGUGCCACCGGACAACGAAUCGUUUCCUCAAUGCCCCAGCUGUCACCACUCUCGCAACCGAACGAGCUAACGCUCAACGCGAUGAACGUCUCGCAGCAGGUCCGCUCCAUCAUGUCAUCGAUAAGCGUAUCCAAUGCGGCAAAUGUGACGGUCAGCAGUGCCGGAACACCGAGUGUUGUACUGUCCGUAGCACCGUCCGCCCUAACAACGACAUCUGCCGGUGUAGCUACAUCGAACGCACCAACAGUCAGCAACAUAUCCACCAUCACGUUCGACACAAUCCUUCCAUCGAAGGGCGAUAACAUGAGCAAAACGGAAACCAUAGCUAGCAUACUGAAAACGGUGUCGGGAAAAACGAUUUUACCGGCGGCUGCGAUCGCGAACAAUUCGAAUCUAAUUAAAACUUCCGAACAGAGCGGUGGGCCGGCGCUAACGUCGACGACGAUCACGCAAAUACCUAGCACAAAGCUGAUCCCGCAGCAAGUACAACUAAGUCGGCUUCCGCAAACGAUUGGCAGUGGGAACGGUAACUUCCUGGUGGUUAAGCAGCUAAGACCACCGAACAAGCAGACGGGUCAGAACCAUACCCAGAAGCAGCUGGUAGUACUUACCCAGCAGUCACAGGGAGGACAGCAGAUAAAGCUACAAUCGCACCAAGCGCAACAACUGGCGGCUGGCAAUAGUGUCAUCAUACAGAGUCAGCCUGGUAGCUCUGGAGGUGGUAGUUUUGUUAAGAUAUCGGCAACUCCCACCAUUGUGUCUAUGGGUGAACCUUCAAGCAAAUCGAUCACUACUACAACGGUCGAUACCAACAGUACCAGCGGAAUUGCCAAUAUACUCAGCAAUGCAAACCAGCAACAGAAAACACUAACUACAGCACAACAACAACAACAACAACAACAACAACAACAGCAGCAGCAGAUACAAGGAUCCGCUGGUCAGCAGAUAAUGUGCACCAGCCAAGGUCAGACGCGUAUCGUGAACCUUGGCACCGUAGUAUCCACCGAUCAGAAUAAAUCGAUCGUAAUGAGCACCUCACGUGCUGCCACCAUUACAAGCAUUAACGUAACCUCCACUACAGCGACUCCUGUGGCGAGUAUACUAAGUGCCACACUGUCACAGCCAUUAAUAAAAAGCAGUAGUCACAUGCCAUCAUCCAUCAGUACGCUAUUACAAAAUCAGCUGCAAAACGCAGCUUCAUUCCGUCGAUCGAAAUCCACCGAUGAGGCUCCGGCACAUGCGCACGGGCGUGAAACUGCGUCACAGAUAUUGAGCAAACGGCUCAGUCUGGAGGCUACCAAUGUCGUUAAAAGUGAACCAGUAGAUAGCGCUUCGGAUGAUACGAGUGUCAGCUCUACAUCGAAACCGGACACAUCUGGCAAUGGUAACACCAACAAUAGCAAUAGCAGCAGUGCUGGAUGUAAAUUCUCCACCAUGCCUUCCACUGCUGGGUCUGCCACUAAAUCUGAAGACUCACAGAAUGUGCUUCUAAAGCAACUGCUGCAAAACAGUGGAGGAUCAUCGAGCUCGUCGGUAUCAUCGCCGGCUCCAUCACCAAUAGGGCGCGCCGUUCCGAGUCUCAUAACAAGCCAGCGAGCGCCAAGUUUGGGUGUGGUUAGCUCGCUGGAAGCUCAGCUAGCGCGGCCCGUAAUACCACCGUCGGCAAAUCCUCCAGCGAUACAGAUUAUCAGUACCCAAGCGAUACCAGUGAUUGCUGCGACGAUCACCUCAAUUUCUUCACCCACAGUGUCUAGCGCGAGUUCAUCCACAGUUGUCACCGCGUUGUCGGCGAACCCUUCCACUAGUAUGUCCACCGGCACUACGACGGUGACAACGUCCACCAAUAGCAGCUCAAGUGUUGGCAGCAAUAGUUCCACCUCGAGCGAAACGACGAAAACGAAAUUAAUUUCAAGAGAAACUUCCUUCGUAUCGAAACCGGCCGCUACCGGGAUAUCGUCGAGCCAUCCGACUCCGAACCUAGCCGCCAACAUGCUUGCAGCAAGUAUUAAGAAGGAGGAGAUGAUGCAGGCAGCGGCGGCGGCAGCGGCAGCUGGUGGAUUCCCUGCCAGUGGAGUAGCCGUCCCAUCCACAGUUGCUCUUGGGGCGGUGAAAAUCGAAUCAGGAUCGAUCACUGUGACUCCGAUCCAAACGUCACAGCCCAGCACCGUUGCUGCGCAGCAAAUACAGCCAACAACAAAAUCUACUAUGGCACAGCAACAGCUGCAACAACAGCCAGCCAGCCAGCUGCAAGCCAAAGCUCCGGUGGUGUUGGUGAGCUCCGCAUCAAACAUCGGUGAGACAAACAUUACCAUCCUGAAGCGUGAUUCGGUGACUUCUCAACCACCCUCAACCGUUCCGCCGGUGCUGCAGACGGGCAUCAGUGUGACGGUCACACCGAAGAAUGUAACUACCGAGGAACAGAAACGGUUUGUGCCGAGUCCUGUACAACAAGUCGGAGAUACAACCAUUGUUCGAACGCCAACACCAACACCUUCUCCCGGUACGAUGCAACAAUCCUCAAAAAUGUCCGCUGUACCAUCAAGAUCUGACACACCAGUUGAAGUGAAGAAGGAACUGGAAUUAUCGUUAAGCAACAGUACUACAUCAGUAUCGUCCACCAUCACAACUGGCACAACCACCAGCUCUGUCACAGCAUCACCUUCCAACCCAAUGAUGGGACCACCGUCCGCCCCAACAGCAACGUCCCAAACAACACCACCAAUAAAAUCUCCAUUGCCCACCAGUAACGCUGAGAUGAUUGCGUCAACAAGCGUUUCACCAUCGACAGUCAGAACCACCGAAAGUGGUGCCUCACUGGUAUUGGGCACAGCCACCAUUAAAGAGGAACCAAUGGACAGUAUUUCUCCCGAACAGGCAGCUAAAAGGGCAGCCGAACUAGCGCUCGAACUAAAGAAGAAAAAACGUCGUGAGUAUCAGAAAAAUCGUCGCCAGAUGCAGAUUCAAUCGAACAAAGACAACCAGCACAAUCAGGCGAAGAAGAAGCCAAAAAAAUCCGUUAAGGUGGAGGAAGACUACGACACGUGCAUCGAUAACUUAAUGGGACAGCUGCGACAGUUACCGCCGAUGCAGAUACUGGAACCGCAGUUGCCUCGCAACUAUGGCGUCUGCUCAGUGUUCGGUACCGGUGAUCUGUCAAAGUUUACUAACCUGAAAGGUUAUACGAUUGCGUGCGGUGAUCUGACGGGAAGUUACGGCUGUGCACACAUCCCUUCCGUUGCCGACUUUUACAACACGAAACCGUUCGGCGUGCAGGAGCCACCACCGGAACCGACGCCGGUUUCGAUACAUCGUGGGUUCUACGAUCAGGAGUUUGCACCGAUCAAGUUCGAAGUGGAGGAACGGCAGCGGUAUGAGUUUGUGCGCGAUCGAGAGCUAGAUUCACCCGAUACGAUCAUCAGUACGUCGAGUCCGGAAUGUAUACGGUGGGAUUCCCCGAUCAGUUUCCCUGGUUUGCGCUUAAUCAAGGAGGAACCGACCGAAGACGAUCAAACGACCGUGUAUAGACAGAUGUCACCUGUGAUUCCAAUACUUGCACCGAUUCCUAUACGAUUGCGCAAGGGUAUUACGCUAUCAGCCGACUCGGUACGCGCCAAUGGGGCAGCGACGAAUAUCGCUGACAGCAAUAAGGAGAAUGAAGGUUUCAAAGAAACGUUGGGUAUCAAGUCACGCUUUGGACCGCCGACUCCGUUCAAAGAUACGAGCAAUGUAACGGUCACGCUGACACUAACCUCUUCAGCUGUGGAUGAUAUUUUCGGUGUGUUGCGUGAUCUGGCCAAUAUGUUAGAGAUUCCUCCUCCUACUACGUACCAAAUUGUGGAACGUACCGUAUCGCCGACAAGCCAAAAGCUUGGCCUAUAUCGUACAAAAGGCAGAGACGGUAAGGAAGGUACACCGAUCGAUAUUCAAACCAUCUUGAAUGGAUCGGCCCGAUUCUGUCGGCACUGUGAUGUGGUGAUACUGAACAACAUAAUCAUCUCAAAAGCCUCCGAAUUCCCACUGCUAGCUACGAACGGUGGUGAUAGUGGGGCGCAAGAUUUGGAAUCCGAGGAGCUGUACUUCUGCGAUGAACAGUGCUAUCGACAGUUUAAGUGCUGUCCAACCAACAUCUUGGACGAUGGUGGAAAAACUAUCGCACCAUCACCUCCCGGAGGUGAGGGUGUCGUCACGCUAAACCACCACAAACCAGACGCGAACGUGUCAAAGAAGGAGCUCUCCGGGAUUCCGGGAGUCAUUGACAUCAAGGAUGAUGUGGUUUAUAAUGUAGAAAUGGAUGAGGGUGAGAAAGACUCACAACUCGGUAGCGGAGAUCGUAAGAAGAAACAUCCCGACGAAGGUAUCGACCAAGACGUACAGUCCGGUGCACCACCACCCAAGCAAAUGAAGGGCGUCCGGUACAAAGUGUACACACCGAAUUGUUUCGGCGUGCAGCGCUACAAGAAACCGAGCGAAAAAGAAAUCACCGAAACGCUGUUCCGCAUGAGCAUCACGGUGACACCGUCGCCGAAGAUGCCGGACGAUACGCGUCGCUGCAUCUUCUGCCAUACGGUUGGUGACGGUGUAGCGGAUGGACCUUCGCGGCUGCUCAACUACGACGUAGACAAAUGGGUCCACCUUAACUGUGCGCUCUGGUCGGAUGGGGUGUACGAAACGGUGAACGGCGCCCUGAUGAACCUGGAAAACGCACUCCAACAAAGCUUAACGUCGGUGUGCGCGUUCUGCAACAAUCUGGGCGCAACGGUCAAGUGCUUCAAAACGCGCUGCGCCAACGUGUACCAUCUGAGCUGUGCGAUGAAGGAUAGCUGCGUCUUCUACAAGAACAAGUCCACCAUGUGCCAGACGCACGCACCAAAGACGGAAAAGGAUUCCGAGCUAACGACGCUCAGCGUGCAGCGUCGGGUGUACGUCGAACGGGACGAAAGCCGGCAGGUUGCGUCCGUAAUGCAUCACUCGGAAUCGAACAACUUGCUGCGCGUUGGUAGCUUGAUCUUCCUGAACGUUGGGCAACUGUUGCCGCAUCAGCUCCAGAGCUUCCAUACCCCGAACUACAUCUAUCCGAUCGGCUACAAAAUAAUUCGUUUCUACUGGUCGAUGCGCCGGCCAAAUAAGCGCUGUCGAUACAUCUGCUCCAUUGCAGACGUUUGCGGGCGUCCCGAAUUCCGCGUCUUGGUGCAGGAAACUGCCGAAGAGGAUAUAGAGCUGCGCGACGCAACACCGAAAGCCGUAUGGCAGCGUAUCCUCGAACCGAUGGCACAGCUCCGCAAGAACUGUCACAUUGUGCAGCUCUUCCCAAAGUACAUCUCGGGCGAAGAUUUGUUCGGCCUGACCGAACCGGCCGUCGUACGCAUACUGGAAAGUUUGCCCGGCAUCGAAACGCUCACCGACUACCGCUUCAAGUAUGGCCGCAAUCCACUGCUGGAACUACCGCUAGCGAUCAAUCCAUCUGGUGCGGCCCGUACCGAGCCGAAGCUGAAGCAUUCGUUGUCGUGGAAAAAGCCGCACACCCAGCGUACCGGUUCCGUGAGCCAGCGGCCCACGUUCGUGCCGACCAGUUCGCCGGCGGGCGAGGUUGCCUGUCCGUACAGCAAACAGUUUGUCCAUUCGAAGAGUUCCCAGUACAAGAAGAUGAAGCAAGAGUGGCGCAACAAUGUGUUUCUGGCGCGGUCAAAGAUCCAGGGGCUCGGACUGUACGCGGCGCGCGAUCUCGAGAAGCACACGAUGGUGAUCGAGUACAUCGGCGAAGUGAUCCGGACCGAGGUGUCCGAAUUGCGCGAGAAGCAGUACGAAGCGAGGAAUCGCGGAAUCUACAUGUUUCGGCUGGACGAGGAGCGUGUGGUCGAUGCAACACUUAGCGGCGGUUUGGCACGUUACAUCAACCACUCCUGCAACCCCAACUGCGUGACGGAAAUCGUCGAGGUUGAUCGCGAGUUGCGCAUCAUCAUCUUCGCCAAGAGACGCAUCAACCGCGGGGAGGAACUGUCCUAUGAUUACAAGUUCGAUAUCGAGGACGAUGCGCACAAGAUAUCGUGUAUGUGCGGUGCACCAAAUUGCAAGAAAUGGAUGAACUAA
Anopheles maculipalpis is the source of this 20031-nucleotide messenger RNA. Its product is annotated as histone-lysine N-methyltransferase 2D-like. Bases 1 to 20031 code for a protein of 6676 amino acids. NCBI's taxonomy places the organism in Eukaryota, Metazoa, Arthropoda, Insecta, Diptera, Culicidae. Gene Ontology annotation, biological process: positive regulation of transcription by RNA polymerase II. The transcript has 18 exons. Gene Ontology annotation, molecular function: histone binding; histone H3K4 methyltransferase activity; transcription coactivator activity. The record is from RefSeq and is a predicted model, not a curated record. Gene Ontology annotation, cellular component: nucleus; MLL3/4 complex.